AUGGUAAAAAUGACUUUAUCAAACAACAAAACAAAUGUUUCACGAUCUCCUACUUUAAGCUAUGAUAUUCUGUAUGUAGCAAUGGGUCCGCAUUGCUAUAUAAGAAUAGCAACACAUACAGAUGCAACAAUGUGCAAAAAAGUGCAAAACCUGCUUAUAGAAAUUUUUCUUGUCGACUUCCGUUAUGCAUUGUGGGCUUUAAAUAUAAGGCAAAAUAUAAAUAAAUUAUUCUGUCCUAAUUGUAAAAAUAAUAGUGCUUUUGUAGAAAAAAUACAGGGAGGAGUCUUCAGUUACCACGAAGAUAUCCUUAAAUUUGGGUGUAGAAUUAUCAUAAAAUAUACCAAAAAGAAACAAAAAGUGGUCAAGAAUCAAUGA
This is a messenger RNA of Echinococcus granulosus, 375 nucleotides long. RefSeq lists its product as hypothetical. The record is from RefSeq and is a predicted model, not a curated record. The transcript has 2 exons. Lineage: Eukaryota; Metazoa; Platyhelminthes; Cestoda; Cyclophyllidea; Taeniidae. Bases 1 to 375 code for a protein of 124 amino acids.